Messenger RNA from Anopheles marshallii, 567 nucleotides. RefSeq names its product peptidoglycan-recognition protein SC2-like. The record is from RefSeq and is a predicted model, not a curated record. Gene Ontology annotation, biological process: peptidoglycan catabolic process; innate immune response. The transcript has a single exon. The coding region runs from base 1 to 567 and encodes 188 amino acids. NCBI's taxonomy places the organism in Eukaryota, Metazoa, Arthropoda, Insecta, Diptera, Culicidae. Gene Ontology annotation, molecular function: zinc ion binding; peptidoglycan binding; N-acetylmuramoyl-L-alanine amidase activity.
AUGAACAAGUUCGCGUCCGUGUUGGUGUUGGCCGCCAUCUGUCUGGCGGGCGUGUCGGCCCAGUGCCCGCGCAUUGUGACGCGCGCCCAGUGGGGAGCGCGCGGUGCCAGCACCUCCCAGCUGCCGAUCCGUCCGGCACCGUGGGUCGUGAUGCACCAUACGGCCGGUGCGCACUGCACCACGGAUGCGGCCUGCGCCCAGCAGAUGCGCAACAUCCAGUCGUUCCACAUGGACGGCAACGGUUGGGCGGACAUCGGCUACAACUUCCUGGUCGGCGAGAACGGUGCGGCGUACGAGGGCCGCGGCUGGGGUCGUCAGGGGGCGCACGCACCCGGCUACAACGAUCGCUCGGUCGGCAUGGGUGUGAUGGGCACGUUCACCAACGGCAUCCCGAAUGCGGCCGCCCGCAAUGCCGCCCAGCAGCUGAUCAGCUGCGGCGUCUCGCUCGGCCAUAUCGCCUCCAACUACUGGCUGAUCGGACACCGACAGGCCGUCGCUACCGCCUGCCCCGGUAACGCCUUCUUCAACGAGAUCCGCAACUGGGCCCGCUUCAACCCGAACGUCUAA